AUGUCAUUGUUCGUGCCCAACAUGAACGCCGGCAUGCGGUACUACGACGACACAGCAGCAGCGACGCGCCGCGACUCGUGCGGCCGCGUCUUCGUGUCGUCGGCCGACGGCUGCCCGAGCCGCGACGGCUCAGCCGACCCGAUGCUCCCGGGCGGAUAUCUCGACCGGAAGUGGUCGUCGGCCGAGCACGUGCCGCCCGAUCCGGUCAACAUCGUGCAGAGUCGCGCCGUCAAUCGUCGCGUCAUCAUCAACGUCGGCGGGGUGAAGCAUGAGGUGCUGUGGCGCACGCUGGAGCGUCUGCCGCGCACGCGACUCGGUCGGCUGCGCGAUUGCGCCAGCCACGAGCAGAUCAUGGAGCUGUGCGACGACUACUCGCUCGUCGACAACGAGUACUUCUUCGACAGACAUCCGCGCAGCUUCGCAUCCAUACUCAACUUCUAUCGCACCGGCACUCUCCAUCUCGUCGAGGAGAUGUGCGUGCUGUCGUUCUCUGACGAUCUCGAUUUCUGGGGCAUCGACGAGAUCUACCUGGAGGCGUGCUGUCAGCACAAGUACCACCAGCGCAAGGAACACGUUCACGAGGAGAUGCGUAAGGAGGCGGAGAGCCUGCGCGAGCGCGAGGGAGAGGACUUCGGAGACGGAUUCUGUGCCAAAUACCGCAAACGUCUCUGGGACCUGCUAGAGAAGCCGACGACAAGCAUGGCGGCUAGGGUGAGUGCUGUCGUCGUCAUCGUCAUCAUCGUAGUCGUCACCUUUAUCAUCACGUUCGCUGUCCUUCCCGCUAAGAAGGAGAUGGAGGACAACCCGAACCUGGUGAUCGUAGAGGCGGUUUGCAUCACCUGGUUCACGAUCGAGUACAUGCUGCGUUUCUGGGCGUCGCCGAACAAGUGGAAGUUCUUCAAGGGCACGCUGAACAUCAUCGACCUGCUCGCCAUCAUGCCCUUCUACAUCUCGCUGUUUCUCAUCGAGACGAAGACGACGGAGCAGUUCCAGGACGUGCGUCGCGUCGUGCAGAUCUUCCGCAUCAUGCGCAUCCUCCGCAUCCUGAAGCUGGCUCGCCACUCUACAGGGCUUCAGUCGCUCGGCUUCACGCUGCGUAACUCCUACAAGGAGCUCGGCCUGCUGCUCAUGUUUCUCGCUAUCGGCGUCAUGCUUUUCUCGAGUCUCGUCUACUUCGCCGAGAAGGACUACAACGACAAAUUCAGCUCAAUACCGGCGUCGUUCUGGUGGGCCGCCAUCACCAUGACGACGGUCGGCUACGGCGACAUGGUGCCGCGCACCGUGCUCGGCCAGUGCGUCGGCGCCGUCUGCUGCAUCUGCGGCGUGCUCGUCAUCGCGCUGCCAAUCCCGAUCAUCGUCAACAACUUCGCCGAGUUCUACAAGAACCAGAUGCGGCGCGAGAAGGCGCUGAAGCGGCGCGAGGCGCUGCAGAAGGCGCGCCGCUCCGGCAGCAUGGUGUCCGUGCACUCGCUCAACCUGCGCGACGCGUUCGCCAAGAGCGUGGAGAGCGUCAUCGACGAGAAGAAGAAGUGCAGCCUCGCAGCUGAGCGCGCCAAGGGAGGCGCCGGCGGCAGCGGCGGCGGCGGCGGUGCGGCUGCCUUCAGGGCAUACGCUAACAUCAUCAAGAUGAACAACCGCACGCGCUCCGGCGGCGGCUUUGGCGGCGGAGGUGAUAGACUGUGCGCGCCCGAUUACUACCAGAAGUCUGCGAGCACGGGCGACCUGGUAGACGUGGAGGACCCGGCGGCCGAGCGGCUGUCUACGCGCACGGGAUCCGUCACGGUGCAGGACAUGCGGACGUUCAUUCAGCGGGAAAACCUCGCCGGACACGACGGCACGAUGACCAGACGAUACGACGCUCCCGCUAGAGGGCACAUCGAGCUGGCCAUGUUCAGCCAACCCGAAACGAGAUCAGCAGCAGGUGACUCUCCCGCCGAGCAUGUUGUCAGUCUACCGCUGUUUGACGACGCGCCGCGGCCUGUUUACGUAGAGCGCAUAAAUGGCAUGCCCGUCGCCACGGUGUCCCCCGUCAAGCUAGCCCGGCUCAACCCCAAUAGCUCCAUCACCGACUCGCCCGGCAGUGCGAGAGUUCCCACGUUCCAAAUCUCGAGCGAGGUGCCGGUGCUGCCCUCCGGCGGUAAUUCCUCGCCGCCGUGGAACGCGGGUGGCGGCGCCUGCAGAUCUCGUCCCGAGCUCGGCCCGCGCAAGUCCCAUAGUCCUCCAACAAAGGAGAAAACACAUCCGAAGCAACCAAAGAAGCACCACCGCAGCUCUCCCUUCUGCAGUAAAGGUAUAAUGAGCAGAGGUUCCUCUGAUGCCGAGGAGACGCCCAGGAAGGUCGAUCCACUCAGCGACUACGGCAAGAAGAAGUCCAUCCUAAAGAAGGACUACAGCAGCAAAGAGGAGACCGAGCAUUUGCUUCCUGAACGUCUGCAGUCAAUGUCGUCGGAGCCGUGGGACUCCGGCUACAUACCAGGGGGCGCGCACGUCGCAGCGCUGCCCGUGGCUCAACGCGUCGUCGCCCCCGUGCUUGUGACGAUGCUCGACCGUCGCCACGCGCGCUCGCAGUCGUUCUGCACGCAGCCGCCGCACGUGCGCUACGCCGACGACCACAAGGUUCGCUCGAGCAGCAUGGAGACCGGAGACACGGCGCCGUCGUCGGUGUGGGACAGCCCUCCAGCGCGGCGCGCUCCCGUCGCUGCUACAGCCGCCGCCGCUUCUCCCGAGGCGGCUGCGAGCGAGGCCGUCGUACUGCCGGACAGGGACACGGUGCCGCUGAAUCUCUCAAGUGUGAUGAAAGACACGGGCACUAGUCCGCUCGGCAGUCCGCUGUUCCCGCGCGCUCGCACGAAGCCGCCAGCGACGCCGCCGCAGACGCGCAGCGUCGCCACGAGUCCGAUCACGAGCCCCGGCGUCGGCCGACGCGACUUCCCCUCCCCGAAGAGUGCUCAAGAGAAGUUGAAGAUUAUUGGUGCCAAAAUCGCGCAGCGCUCCGUCGCCGGCUCCGACAACGAUAUGCACGACAUCUUCGGCAUGACGGCCUUCUCGGCGCCCAGCUCGCCGCGCUUAGCCGUACAGGUGCAGCCGAAAGCGCGCAGCUUCGAGCUGGUGCCCGAGCGCGCUCGCAUCGCCGACCAGGCGCGCUCUCUGAGCGUCGGCAUGAACCCGAUGAGCGGACACUCGGCGCCUUCACUCGGCCGCUUGCGCACGCCGCCGCCGCCGCUGAAGGCGACAUCUGGCGGCGGCAGGACGCCGUCGCCGCGUCAUCGGUCUAAGAACGAACAGCGGCGGCGGCGGUGGCAUCGCUGA
This is a messenger RNA of Priapulus caudatus, 3309 nucleotides long. Its product is annotated as potassium voltage-gated channel subfamily B member 1-like. NCBI's taxonomy places the organism in Eukaryota, Metazoa, Priapulida, Priapulimorpha, Priapulimorphida, Priapulidae. Gene Ontology annotation, cellular component: voltage-gated potassium channel complex; membrane. The record is from RefSeq and is a predicted model, not a curated record. The transcript has 10 exons. Gene Ontology annotation, biological process: protein homooligomerization; potassium ion transmembrane transport. Gene Ontology annotation, molecular function: protein binding; delayed rectifier potassium channel activity. The coding region runs from base 1 to 3309 and encodes 1102 amino acids.